AUGAAGGAUGAGAUGGCAGGAACAACUGCUGUAGUAGUUAUUCUCAAAAACCAGAAAAUUUAUUGUGUAAGAAUAUCCUUAGUGUUCUUAAUCAAUGGCAGUCACUCCAGUGAUCAAGCAACACAUUUUUUGCAUCAAAGUGGCUCUGAAAGUAGUGUUGUUAAUUUGUGGUAUUUCUUGACCUGGGGUAAAGUCUACUUACAUUUGUUUGACUUGGAAAAAUUCAACUUAAAUUGACAGCCUCCAGGAAAACGUGAUGGAUUGCACGGCAAUUGUGUGAUUAGCACAGUCGAUGAAUAAGUUUACAUUUAGUAGCAGUAGUAGUAGUAGUAGUAGUAGUAGUAGUGUGGCUAACAGGGUGCUAACAGAUUAAGGGAAUAGUAAAAAUAUUAUGUUCAUUGUACUAAUAGGGCAUGUUAUGUUAGGGCCCUGAGGUACACCUUUUGCUGAAACUGGGGCGAGAGUGAGCUUUGUUGAAUAUUUUCUUCACUCUUGACAGCACUUUUAUUUUAUAUAUAAAAGAAGGAAGAUAUAUAUUUAAUAAAAGAAGAAAUAGCCGCUGAUGUAUUGUCGAUUACUUGACAGUGUUUUAGAAACAACAAACUUUGUAAAUUGUAAAGUCCCCUUUAAAGGUGUAGUACCAAUGAAUGGAUGAACUGUGCCACAUGUGAUGGAAAGUUAAAUAAUAUUUUGAAUCACUUGGGAGGUAAAUUGCGUGAAUUAUGCAAUAAUCCACCCUAGAGGGUUGUAUAAGGGUUUGCAAAAUAACUGGUGUUUCAUGGUGGAUAAAUGGUUUUCUGCAGUGUGUAUGUACUUUUUGUAAUAUCCACCUCCUGAUUUUCUUGGUCUUUUUAGGGAAAUGUUGGUGACUCCAGAGCAAUAGCAUCAAAGAAAGGAGCAGUUGAACAACUUUCCUAUGAUCAUAAACCCAGCAAUGAUGGUAAUGCUGACAUGUUAGAUGUGUAAUGGACAUCAAAAUAAAAUUAUUUGUUUAAUGUUGUAGUAUUUUGGGAUAUCUAUGAAAGUAAUUGAUUUGGUGUGCAUGGAAUAAGGCCCUAUGUCAAGCCCUAGGAUUUCGUUACAGUGAUCGUAAGAAAAAAAACAGAACCAAAAAAUAGUUUCCCAGUGACUUACCCUGAGGGAUCAAAAUACAAUAUAGGUACAGCGUGCAAAGAAAGUAGUGUGCGAUAGCGUGGGGCUAGUGGAUUUUGCUAUGGGGCUAGUGAAUUCUGUUCUUAACCUGCCCAACGGGCAAGUGAAGUAUUUUGAGGAAUUCUUCUUACAGAAGAACUGUGAAAUCAAUUCUGCUCAUCAAAAAAUUUUGGGGGCUAGUUGAAAUGACGUUUGGGCUAGUAACUACUAGCUUCAGCUUGCCCAAAUGACAAGCUGUAAAAAUGAAUUUCUUUGCACCCUGUAGUAUUUUUCCACUUGGAUUCUUAACUAGCAGAGCAAUUCUUUAUGACUCAGCUUGUGUAUAUACGAAAAUUUUAAAAAACGUUACCAUUUUUCUAUCAUCCACCAUCUUGAAUCGUUCCCAAAGUGCAUUGCACAUUACUGAUGACUCAUGCAUGAAAGAUGUAACAGCUAUUGUUAUGGCGUCCAGUUUUUCUGUACAUUAAAAGAAAUAAAAGUGGGUUCCCAUGAAUUUUUACGGACCAAAAAAUUGUUACAGAUGGUUUUCCGUGAACUCUGGGCACGAAGCCGAAAAAUUGUUCUCCACGAGAUUUGAAAUCCUAGGGCUUGUGUGUAGUCCUCCAAUUCUUCUUUUAUUUCUUAAAUAUUUUCAAGGAAAAUUAGAAGGAGAAUUGGACAGUUUGGGGCUUUAAUUGGCAGAUUGGCUUGUUUCUUACCCAAGCUGUUUGUUUGAUUGCUGAUUUGCAUCAUCAGCCACAUUAUUCCUUCACGUGUCCACUUCUCAUUAAAAACAAUGUUUUCUCUCUUUUAUUCAAGAUGAAACCAGAAGAAUUAUUGCAGCAGGAGGCUGGGUAGAGUUUAACAGAGUAAAUGGUAAGUAGAUUAAAUUGAAUUAUUGUUUUGGGUUUCAGUGCUUAGUUCCAUUUUGAUGGGCAGUAAUGAAUUUGUUAUUGUGUGUUAUCCUGUAGGUAAUUUGGCUUUAUCAAGAGCUCUUGGAGAUUUUUGCUUUAAAAAGAAUGACAAGAAAUCUGCCGAGGAACAGAUUGUAACAGGU
Molecule: messenger RNA, 2188 nt
Organism: Porites evermanni
Lineage: Eukaryota; Metazoa; Cnidaria; Anthozoa; Scleractinia; Poritidae
Source: the annotation of a GenBank genome assembly